AUGCCUCCCAAAUCUGCCAAAAAGCAACCUCUGACGUUUGCCCAAUUGGCGGCCUAUGAUGAUAUACUGACAGAUGCGCUGGUCGACCACACAUUCUACUGGACAACGAUUCCAAAGAACAGACCAUCAUACCAUGCCUCCCGCGGAGUCAAGCAAGAUGAAGUCACCAAGAUAGUGAAGGACCAUGUGAUUCUCGAGCCGAACGUCAAGCUGGCCGAGGAGAAGAUGCUGGCCACGGACGGGCUCAAACGGUUCUGCAAUGGGCUCAAGACGCCCAAGGAGAAGGAUGACUUUCGCGCACACCUACGCCGCUACCUCUCCAUCUACCUGCCCGAUUGCCCUUUCGAGGUGAACUCGACCAACCGAUAUACCAUCUUCACCCACGAGGCCAGUGUCACCGCGCGACGCCCGAUCAGGAAGAACGAGAUCAUCAAGGCCUUGUGCGGCAUUCAGGUCGUAAUCUCGCCUGCCGAGGAGGCCGAAAUUGCCAAGCGCAAGAAGGAUUUCUCCAUUGUCAUUAGCUCACGCAGCAAGAGCACCAGUCUGUUCAUGGGUCCUGCACGCUUCGCCAACCACGACUGCGGCGCCAACGCCAGGUUGAAGACGGCUGAUCAGUCCAUCAUGGAGGUCCAGGCGCUUCGCAACAUCGAGGUUGGCGAAGAGAUAACGGUCACGUACGGCGAUAAUUAUUUUGGGGAGGACAACUGCGAAUGUCUGUGUAGGACGUGCGAACUCAGCAGGGUGAAUGGUUGGGCAGGUGACGAGGCCGAUGGGAACCGUGGCUUUGAGAAAAGCAUCGAGGAAGACCAGGGACCUCCCGCAGGCUAUUCACUGCGACGAAGAAGGCGCGACGGCAGCACGAGCCGCGCCAUUUCUAGGGAUUCAUCAGUCACGCCCGACCUGCGACCGCGAAUUCGGAAGACGCGGUCCAAGGCGCAGCUCUAUACCUCUGACAGGGCUUCGACGGUUGAUUCAGAAGCCUCUGGGAACCUCACAGCGAAACGGAAACGCGAACUCGAUACACUGGCCAGUCCACCAUUCACGCCAGCGAAGAGACAAAAGAUCGCGAGCGGACUCUCUGAGAUGGUCAUGGCGGAUUUGCCACCUCCUGCGAGCAUGAGCACUCCUCCAGAGAGCUCAGUCGGGCAGCUUAGCAGGCAGUCAUCUGUGUUUGAGAGCGGAACAUCGGAACAACUUGUUGAGUCCUCCGAUGCCACAACACCAGAGCAUGACAGCUCCGAUUCGAGCACACCCCCUCCCAAGUCAGGCGUGGACGAGAUGGGCCCGCAGCCAGUAACCUCGUCAUUGGAACCAACUAGAAACGGUAGCCAAGGGCUCGUACGAAAGCCUUCCUUGAAGGGCGCCUCAUGCGCAGGGACCAGCACAUCCACCCCAAGCUCAUCGCGGGCGGUGGAACUUGGUUCACCGUCAGAUGUGAUGCUCAUGCCACCAUCGAGACCAAGCACUCGAGAAAAGGUAUCUAUGAUGCAAGGUUCCGAAGCAUCUACGGAGGCAACUGUUGUAAAGGCCGAGGCGUUUGAACCAAAUGCCGUCACAGUCGUCAACAGUGUCGAAGCUGAUCUUGCUUCAGUAAAUGCUGGUGAAGUAGCACGCAUCGCGAGUAAAAUCGCCUUGUCUACCGAGACAGAUAUUAAACCAGAACCCUCCAACACAGCUGCUCCAUGUGAGACGACUUUGGACAAUGGAGCCAGCUCCAGGUCCAAGAAGGCCAGGGGAGACGAAAUAGAUCGACCUUGUCAACAAGGGCAGAGCAGAAAACGUAUACCGGGCGACUACACACUGACACCUGUCCUCUUGUCGGAGCCAAUGACGGCUUGGGUGCACUGCUCCAACUGCGCCACGGCCUUUGUGCAGCGGGAUGCGUAUUACACGCGGGCAAAUUGUCCACGCUGCGAACGCCACAGUAUUCUUUACGGCUACGUGUGGCCCAAGACGGAGCCUGAAGGGUCCGACGAUGACGAGGAGCGCGUUCUUGACCACCGAACAGUUCACCGGUUCUUGGACCCCGAGGACGAAGCCAAGGUCCGCGGGAGGAAGCUUAGUGCGUGGCUUGUCAACAAGAAGCUCGCCGAGGCCAAAGCGGCCGAGGCUGCUGAGGCUGCAAAGAACAAGAAGACUCAGAAGAAGCAGCCGGCAAAGGUUGUCAAGAAGGCGGUUUCAAAGACGACAAUGACCACUGCAACAAAAGUCACAAAAGUGGCAUCAAAGGCUUCUUCUGUUUUUGGCAGGGUUACCAAGGCGGGCUCUGCCGUGUCGGAAGGCCCCAAGGCCGGUAAGGGGAGUCCUGCGACCCUCUCAAAGAAGACAAUCAACUCCAAGGUCGACCAUGGAGAGACUGUCGGAGAUUCCAUCACUUCAUCAGCCUCGCCCACAGCUGACAAGGGCGACUGUACGACAAGCGCGGCUCUAGCACAACAGCUUGGGGCGUACACCGACACUAAGUUUGCUCUUGUUGACGAAGACGAGCCUGAACAGGAAGGUGGUGACAAUAAUGCGAGGGGCAAGAUUGAUGAGCGCAAGGAGUCUUCAGUUCUUCGGCAGAGGCGACUAUCGUUGGAUUCUGCGGGCAACAGGCGGCGCAGUGGCCGGGCGUACACCCUCAUCAACGUGACGACCGUUUCGUCGAGCCGCGACUUUGACUCGCCGCUCCGCCUCAAGGAAUACGGCGACAAGGAGGCCAUGGCCAGCCGGCCCGAGAUGAACUGGCCAAGCAUCGACGAGAACUGCCGCUUCUGUCCCUCCAAGAAGGUGCGGUACACGACGCUCCAGACGCGUGGUGCCGACGAGGGGAGCACGGUGUUUUAUUUCUGCGAGGGAUGCAGCCAAAAGUAG
Pyricularia pennisetigena is the source of this 2853-nucleotide messenger RNA. RefSeq lists its product as uncharacterized. The record is from RefSeq and is a predicted model, not a curated record. Gene Ontology annotation, biological process: DNA-templated transcription. Gene Ontology annotation, cellular component: nucleus. Bases 1 to 2853 code for a protein of 950 amino acids. Lineage: Eukaryota; Fungi; Ascomycota; Sordariomycetes; Magnaporthales; Pyriculariaceae. Gene Ontology annotation, molecular function: nucleic acid binding; histone H4K20 methyltransferase activity; protein binding. The transcript is spliced from 3 exons.